AGAGGGAGGAGGGGGUGGCUCGCGCGCGCCUCUCGGCGGUCACCCGGCUCUGGCGAGCCAGCGCGUGCCGAGGCUGGGUCACCCGUCGGAGUGUCCGGCUGCCGGGCUCGCGGCCGCCCGGGGAGAUGCGCUAGGGCCGCGCGGGCCCUGGACCCUUCCGGGCAUUAUUAUGAAGAGGAAGCCCAGGGACGGAGGUGGAGUGGGACGCGCUCUCCCGCCGCCCACGCUGGACCCGGCCGGGGCUCCGGAGGCUGCGGCGGCGGCUGCGGCACCUGCUGACAGAGCAAUGCCAAAUGAGUAUAACUAUGUGAAACCGAAGAGUGAUUGCCCUCCUUCCCUGCCAUGGUAUGCCCAACCUCCAAAAAAAAUGAGAAGACCCAGCCUGUUAUUAAAAGACAUUCUCAAAUGUUUGCUAUUUGUGUUUGGAGUGUGGAUCCUUUAUAUCCUCAAAUUAAGUAACAAUGCUGAAGAAUGUCACAUAAAAAGAGUGCAUUAUGUGGAUCCUGAGCGUGUAAAGAGAGCACAGAAAUAUGCUCACCAAGUAUUGCAAGGGGAAUGUCGACCCCAUUUUGUGAAAAAGGAGAUGGAACGAUUAUUUGAUGAGAAAUAUGGCACAGACUCAUCCCCUUUUGUGAAAGAAAAUAUGGAAAUGAAUGAAGAUAUAUAUAAAUACGAUCCUCCAUUUGGAUUUCGCAAGUUCUCCAGUAAACUGCAAAACCUUUUAAAACUUUUACCUGAGUACGAUUUGCCCGAAAACUUGAAAACAAAACGUUGUAAACAUUGUGUUGUUAUGGGAAAUGGUGGAAUACUGAAUGGACUUGGACUGGGUCAUAUAUUGAAUCAGUUUGAUAUUGUGAUAAGGUUAAACAGUGCACCAGUUCAGGGAUAUACAGAUCACGUUGGGAAUAAAACUACAAUAAGGAUGACUUACCCAGAAGGAGCUCCAUUAUCUGACCUCGAGUAUUAUUCUAAUGACUUGUUUGUUGCGGUUUUAUUUAAGAGUGUUGACUUCAACUGGCUUGAAGCAAUGAUAAAAAAUGAAACAGUGCCAUUUUGGGUACGCCUGUUCUUUUGGAAGCAUGUCGUUGAGAAAAUACCACUCCAAUCAAAGCAGUUUAGGAUUCUGAAUCCAGCCAUCAUUAAAAACACUGCCAUCGACAUGCUGCAGUACUCAGAACCUCAACCAAGAAUCUGGGGCUGGAGUCAGAAUGUGCCCACCAUGGGCAUUGUUGCUGUUGUCCUGGCCACUCAUCUGUGUGAUGAAGUCAGUUUGGCAGGGUUUGGAUAUGAUCUCAACCAGCCCGAAACCCCAUUACACUACUUCGACAACCUCUGUAUGGCAGCAAUGAAUAAACAAACAAUGCACAACCUGACAACAGAAACCAGAUUUCUGCAAAAGCUCGUGAAAGAAGGGACUGUGAAAGACCUGAGCGGAGGAAUACAUUGCGAAUUUUAAAGAAGAUGAAAAAAAGGAACCUUGCAAUUUAACCUGAGAGGGCAGCUUUCAAUGGGACUCCGCACACAGGUUGCCAACCACAUUCUUCAUAUUUUUCAUUGUGUUAACAUUUUGAAAAAUAGCGGGGGGGGGGUUCUUACUCUUUAAAAAAGGUCAUUUUAUUUUCUUGUGUUAUUUAUUUGAGGUCAGUGUUUGUUUUUGCACAAUAUUUGUGUAAGCUGAUUUUAAGAACUGAACUUAGUUGGAAAGAUUUUUAAAGAGAAUUUAUGUGAUAUUGUUUUAUUCUAUUUUGGAAAAUAAUUUACAUUUUAGAAAUCUGUCUCUAUACUGCACAUAGCAUACCAUGUAAUUAGGUGAAGGGAGGGAGAAGGUAUCAGUCAUUCUCUGGUGGUUCCUGCAUGUUUAUUUUCUAAUGUGUUAUUCUGCCAAGGCUGUGUGGAGAAGGGCUAAGGGCCAGCAGACCUGGGGGGUGCAGCUUCGCCAGGGCACAGGCUGGUAGUGGAUUGGAGAGCCAUCCUCACUGAUGAUGACCACGCCACUUCUUAGAACACCCUGGCUGAACCUCUAAGUCAGGAUAAGGGAACCACCCUGGGGGUCCAGAUGGCUGGGGCAAAGUCUCCCCAUCUUCACCUAAGUAACUGACUAGGACAAGCCCCUCAGUUUUCACAGAAAUAGUGGCUGUUUGGCAGCCCAAAAUGGGGGUACAAGAGACUUGAACUACAAUGCUAUUUUUUGUUUUUCCUUUCACUUCUGAUGAUUCUACGCCACUCUCUUAAUUCAAGAUGCUCUGCUUUGUGUUUAUAAACAAGACCUUUAUCUGGUUAGUGUUGCUUUUGUUAAGUACAGUGAAGCUUCUGUUAUCCAGAAUCUCCAGAGAAUGAUCCAUUCCAGAUAAGAUGACUUUUUUUUUUUAGCUAGAUGAGAGUUUCCACUGCAGCUUUUUCUAGUUGAUGAUGGAAAUCUUUCUAAAAUAUGCUAGGUAUUUCCUGACCUUCAGAUGUUGUGUUUUGCUCUAGGUAUAGGGAUAGAAGCAGAUGGAGUCAGUAUGAACUCACCUCAUUGCUUCUCCCUGUCUCCCUCUCUCUCUCUCUCACACACACACACACACAUACACAUACACACACACACACACACAGAGGCAGGGAGUGACUUCCCCACUCCGUUAGACAACAGGCCUGGUUGGUGGCAGAUCAUGAACCCCUGGGAAGGUGCACUUGACUUUCCUCUUGGCACUUUUCCUCACUCCCCCAUGCACACGUUCUCUGUCUUGGUUUUUCGGGCCAUAUUAUACUGAAGUACAGACAGAUGUCUUCUCUGCACCCAACCGCCUCGGGAUGCCAAGAUGCCCUUAUUUCUCAGUCACUGAAUCUUUUCUCUGCCGCCUGUCCACAGCCUGGUGCCCCUAUGGCUGCUCCUUGUGUGACCCCUCCCUUCCCCCAGCUGCUGCUCUCUCCCUUUGCUCACAGAUUGUCUUCCUUUUCGUUUCUCUUGCUUCCUGUUGUCAUAUCUGCUGGGGGUUGUUUCUAUAAGGCCAGUUUUGUAGAUGUUUACCAGCCCAUCGGUGCCCAAUACACAGGCUCUGGGUUUUCACAGCCUUUUGGCCAUUUUCACUGGAAUCUUUGCAUGUGAGUCUUUUCUUAUUGUUUCCCUUAUUUAUCAAAACUUGAUUUUUUAAUCAGAAAUUUUUCCCUUUAAUUUUUUUUUAACUUGAGAGUCUAAAGUCAUUGUGGAUUUUUAAGAGUACUAUAAGGCUACAAUAUGAUGAUGAUAAUUUUGUGUUGUUUACCACAUACACACAUAUACCCCCCCCAAAAAAAACUGCAUACAUAAAAUAAGUUAGUUGUGAAACAAAUUUGGAAAAAUUUCCUUUUCUGUAUCUCAGGCUACAUUUUGAUGGCACUAGAAAAUACAGACUAAUUAGUAGCUAUUUUUUAAAACACCAUAUUCAGAACUAAGAACAGGGCUUGGAAAAAUGCACUGGGGGAUAGGGGGAUAAAUAGGUCUAAAUAUAGUCUCUUAGUUUUUUAAAAACAGAAUUAAGCCAGGCUCUUAACAAAGCACUUUUAGUUCUCUAGAAAACUAUUUGUGUCUGUUAAACGAUUUGUUUUAUCAUUUAUUUAUGUUUUAAAAUUAAUAUAAUAGAAAUUAUGUUCAUAUGCACAAAUCACAUUGACAUAAACAACUUGACCUUAAGUCAGUUUAAAAAAAAACCCAACCUUUUCAUUUUCUUAGUCAAACAAGUUGUUUGAUAUGACACGUCAAGUUGGUCCAAAUGCUCACCCAGAUUUGUGUGUAUAGAUACACAUUCAUACAAAAGAAUGCCACGACAGAAUCUUGAAUCUAAUAAUGUUUUUAAAAAGAGUUGGCAAAGGAUACGUGUUUAUUUCGAUGAUAUAGUAGCAACUCUUUGGCAUGUUAUACAAAGACCUGUUGGAUUUUCUUUGUAGGGUGCUAAUUUCUUCAGAUGCUUUUACAGCAAAGGUAUGAACAGUCAGGCUGAAAACCAGUCAGUUCUUCUCAGGACCAUUCCUUAUUUUCAGUCUUACAAAAUCACCUUAUGUGUAAUUUAUUUUGUCAGUUUUCAAAAAUGAUUCCUAUACCAAGAUAAAUAGCAUAGAGUAGAGGAAAAAGUCAUAAUUCUUGUGAUGAUUUUUGCAAGUGAAAAAACUCCUUUGUUAUGAAGCAGGGUUUUUUGUGUGACUAUUUAGCAAUGUUCAAAUGUUACUAUAAAGGAUCUAUGCUCUCAUACAUACAUGUACACAGCCAUGUGCGUGCGUGCGCACGCACGCACACACAUACAUAUCCAGAGCUGAAAAACCAAGGUCACCCUCAAACAAAGGCCCCUCUUGUUUGCUCCUGGUUAUUUCUACUGCUCCCAUGCCAGUGGUGAAAGGAGACUUUUCUUCAGCUUUAGAGCAAAGCCUAGCCCCUGGUUCCUUUUCAGUCUUCUUCUUCCAUAGUGAGUUAUCCAAACCUCUCACACUUCC
This is a messenger RNA of Phascolarctos cinereus (koala), 4443 nucleotides long. It is a transcript of the gene ST3GAL5, whose product is annotated as ST3 beta-galactoside alpha-2,3-sialyltransferase 5. Gene Ontology annotation, molecular function: lactosylceramide alpha-2,3-sialyltransferase activity. The record is from RefSeq and is a predicted model, not a curated record. NCBI's taxonomy places the organism in Eukaryota, Metazoa, Chordata, Mammalia, Diprotodontia, Phascolarctidae.